AAGUACUUACCUUGGAAUUCGUGUCAGUAAAAUUCAAAAUGGCAGCCAUCAGUGGACUAAGAGCAAUACGCUCUGUACAACUAAGGCCAGCUAUGGCAUUAAUGAAGUUUCAGACACGAGAUGCAACCUCGGCAGCAACAGCUGAUGAACCUCGUAAUAAAACAUUUUCCAUCUAUCGCUGGAACCCAGACAAGCCAGGUGAUAAGCCAACAAUGCAAGACUAUCAAGUGAAUCUGAAUGACUGUGGUCCUAUGGUCCUGGAUGCUCUUAUCAAAAUCAAGAAUGAAAUAGAUCCAACACUAACCUUCAGACGAUCAUGCAGAGAGGGUAUUUGUGGUUCCUGUGCCAUGAAUAUUGGUGGAAGCAACACUUUGGCCUGCAUUCAGCGUAUAGACCCCAGGACUGACAAGAAGACCAAGAUAUACCCAUUACCACACAUGUAUGUGGUCAAAGACUUGGUUCCUGACAUGCAAAACUUUUAUGAUCAAUAUACCUCCAUCAAGCCAUACUUGAUGAAGAAAGAAAAGGUUGAGUAUGGAAAAGAGCAGUACUUACAGUCCAUUGCUGACAGAAAGAAACUGGAUGGUCUAUAUGAGUGCAUUAUGUGUGCCUGUUGUAGCACAUCUUGCCCUAGUUACUGGUGGAAUGGAGACAAAUAUCUAGGACCAGCGGUUCUUCAACAGGCCUAUCGAUGGAUCUUGGACAGCAGGGAUGACUAUGCCGAAGAGAGAUUAGCAGAACUUGGCUCUGAUAACUACAAAGUCUAUCGCUGCCACACCAUCAUGAAUUGUACUAAAGCCUGUCCCAAGGGUUUAAAUCCAGGACAGUCAAUAGCUGAGAUCAAAAAGAUGAUAGCCACACUGAAAUCUAACAAGAAGGCUGCUGCACAAGCAUAAUGCAGACAAAUGACCUAGUCACACUAGACCUAAAUUUAAAGCUUCAAAUGUUAUCAAUGGUAGUGCCAGUUGUGGUGCAUAAUUUUAUCGUUGUUAAUUACUAGUACAUAACAGAUAUAUUAUUUUGUGCAAUGAAUUUAAUGCAUUAGGAUAGUCUUCCUUUGUAUAUUUUAAAUUUGUGAUGUAGCAUUCUUAUUAAGCCCAAAUUUUUUCUAAAGAUGAAAAUUUAGUAGUUACUGAUUCAGCGAAAUGUUCACUAGACCGCAACUUGGUGUAAGGUUAAUAAUAUAUAGAGUGAUCUUUUUAAAGUUACUCUAAAUCUUCAUUCUGUUUUUGUUGGAGGUCAAUUGUUUUUUUGUUUAUCAGUUUCAUUAUGGAUUGCCUCAGCUUAGCAAAUAAUGUAAAUUUUAACAACAUUUUGGAGUA
This is a messenger RNA of Actinia tenebrosa (Australian red waratah sea anemone), 1322 nucleotides long. Its product is annotated as succinate dehydrogenase [ubiquinone] iron-sulfur subunit, mitochondrial. The record is from RefSeq and is a predicted model, not a curated record. Gene Ontology annotation, biological process: tricarboxylic acid cycle; respiratory electron transport chain; aerobic respiration. Gene Ontology annotation, molecular function: electron transfer activity; oxidoreductase activity; 2 iron, 2 sulfur cluster binding. Gene Ontology annotation, cellular component: mitochondrial membrane. NCBI's taxonomy places the organism in Eukaryota, Metazoa, Cnidaria, Anthozoa, Actiniaria, Actiniidae.